Molecule: messenger RNA, 2485 nt
Organism: Pyrus x bretschneideri (Chinese white pear)
Lineage: Eukaryota; Viridiplantae; Streptophyta; Magnoliopsida; Rosales; Rosaceae
Product: WEB family protein At1g12150-like
Source: RefSeq, a predicted model, not a curated record
UCCUCCUCUUUCGGCUCUCUUCAUCUCUGCGCUUGUUCUGGGUUCCAACGGCCACCGUCUGCCAUUUCCUCUUUCCCUUUUCUUUUUCUUUGAUAAUUAUACAUUUUGUUUCAAAAUUUUAUUUUUAAUCUCUGGGUUUGCCAUUUAACCCAUUUGAUUUGAUUCUUUUUACUUUUGAAUUCUUAAGUGACGUCUUGUAUUGAAUGAUCCUCCUCCUCUGACUUCAACUCUUUCCAUCUCAAUCAUCUUUUUUGGUUGCAGGUACGUGCUUUCACGUUUCCAAUAUUAUUAUAAUUCUAUUCAGACGAAAUAAUUUGUUCAAAAUAUUUGAUAUAUAUAUAUAUAUAUGUGUGUGUGUGUGUGUGUGUAUUGUUGUGACUCGUACAUCCAUACAUGCAUGCGUGUUGCGCGCAGAAGAAACCAAAAAUGGCGAAUGUCCGUAUAAAGGAUCAGCAGAAGGCUCCCGGCUCCCCGAGGGCGGAGGUGGGAGAGGUUGACACCCGAGCACCCUUCCAAUCUGUCAAAGCUGCUGUUAGUUUGUUUGGCCAAGUCGUUUCUAGAGGAGGAAAAUCUUCCAAUGCCAAUGCCAAUUCCGAUUCCAAUUCCAGUGCCAGCCCCAAAGCCAAUGCUAAUGCCAACGCCAAUGCCAAUGCCAAUGCCGUCAAGAAAAAGCUUUCGCCAGAGACUAAUGCACUGGACAAGGAGACGCAACUUCUGUUGGCACAGAAAGAACUAAACAAGAUUAAGCAACAAUUAGGGAGUGCAGAAACUACCAAAGCUAGAGCACUCUCUGAGCUUGAUAAGGCCAAGAGAACACUGCAGGAUCUGAACACCAAGCUCAAAACUGUAACAGACUCCAAGCGAUCAGCAAUUAAAGACGCCGAAGAUGUAAAGAAUCGGGCUAAGAAACUAGAAGAGGUCAAAUCCAGAGAAACCAUUGAAGGUAAUGCUUGGAAACGGGAAUUGGACCACGAAAGAAAUGAAUACACAGCCACUGUGACCGAACUCGAUGCAGCAAAGCAAGAGCUUACCAAAAUCCGACAGGACUUUGACGCCGCCUUUGAAGCAAAACUGGCUGCAUUCCAACAGGCGGCGGAAGCUCAGCGGUCGGCAAACGUUAACUCAGACAGGGUUAACGAGCUGUCGAAGGAGGUUUCAGCCAUGCAGGGAUCCAUUGAACAGCUCAAACUUGCCGCCCUGCAAGCCCAACAGGAGCAGGCAAAAGCCGUGUCUGAAAAAGAGGCCCACCUUCGAUCCUACCGAAGCGCGAAGCAAGAAGCAGAAGACAAAUUGCUAUCUUUGAAGAAUGAGGUUGAUCCUGAACUGGCCAAAGAACUAGAGGCAAAGCUUGAAGAAACAACAUCAGAGAUUGAAAUUAUACAAGAAGAGAUGAAGAAAGCGCACGCGUGCGAAAUGGACUCCGUGAGAGUGGUAACUAUGGAGCUCAAUGAAGCCACAAAGAUGCUGCAGGAAGUGGCAUACGAAGAGAGCUCUCUCCGAAGCUUUGUGAGUUCCCUUAGGCUGGAAUUGGAAGAUGUGAAGAGGGAACAGGCUGAAUAGGACAAAGAAAUGGAAAUGGAAGCAAUCACUACUAAACUAACUGAUCAAAUACAGAAAACCAAGGACGAGGCAGAGGCACAUCGUAAUGCACCUCCUAGUCCUCAUGAAUAUGAUGCACAUCACAGUUCAACUGCUGAGAAGCUUUCAUCUGAAACUGAAAGCACUAGGCUGGAAGCAGAAAAGAUGAAGGAAAGUGCUAAUCAACAUAAACGAGAAGGUGAAGAUAGCAGAGUUGCAGCAGAGAAAGCAGAAAAGAAAUUGAAGAUUGCCCUCGAAGAAGCUAAAGAUGCACGAGAAGCAGAAAAAAGAGUCCUCGGGGAGCUGAAGUUCUUAUCUGGGGGAACACAGGAAGAAGGUACGUCUUCAAACUCAGAGACCGGUGCUGCCAAGAUCAGACUAUCGGAGGAGGAGUUUGAAUCUUUGAGAAGGAAAGUCGAGGAAUGUGAAAAAUUGACUGAGAUGAAAGAGGCAGAAAGCAUAAACCAAGUGGAAGCACUCAACGUACGAAAAAGUGAAGUAGAUAAAAAGCUGGAGGCCAAUUUAAAAGCCAUAGAGGAAAUCAAGACUGCAACAGACAUGGCAUUGAACAAAGCAGAGAUGGCAGAGUCGGCAAAAUCAGCAGUUGAGGGAGAACUUCGCAAGCGGCAUCAAGAAGAACAAAUGGUGCUAGACGAGUCAUCAGUAUCGUUCCCCGUUCAGUUCUAGCAGGAUUCAAGAGAAGAUCACAAUGGCAGACAAGUCGGAUGGGAAUGGGAUCUCUCGUAGUCCUCUAGAGAGAAACACCAACUUCCAAUCCAACAGGUCCCAUUUUGGUGUAUUGAUUGUAUUCAGGAAAACUUGUUUGUAAGUCUCAGUGAUUCAAAAACAGGGAAACAUGUAAAUCUCCCGUUUUCUUAUCUCAAUACUCAAAACAAUAUUUUCUGCU